Messenger RNA from Plasmodium coatneyi, 3144 nucleotides. Its product is annotated as Wd-repeat protein p103. Gene Ontology annotation, cellular component: small-subunit processome; Pwp2p-containing subcomplex of 90S preribosome. The record is from RefSeq and is a predicted model, not a curated record. The coding region runs from base 1 to 3144 and encodes 1047 amino acids. Gene Ontology annotation, molecular function: protein binding. Lineage: Eukaryota; Apicomplexa; Aconoidasida; Haemosporida; Plasmodiidae. The transcript has a single exon. Gene Ontology annotation, biological process: maturation of SSU-rRNA from tricistronic rRNA transcript (SSU-rRNA, 5.8S rRNA, LSU-rRNA); ribosomal small subunit assembly.
AUGCUGAAUUAUACCCUGAGCAACAUCUGCGGGUGCGUGUACACCGGGGGGAAGAUCCGCUUCAGCGGGGAUGGCAACUCCCUCUUCGUGCCCGUGAAUAACCGAAUCAAUGUUUACGACCUGAACAACAAUAAGUGCAACACGCUGAGGUCGGAAAGUAAGAAUGACCUGAGGCACAUUGUAAUUCACCCCGACAUGGAAAUAGCUAUAACGAUAGAUAAGUUUGAGUACGGGUGCAUAAUAAAUUUGUUAAAAGACCAGAUAAUAUCUCGGAUCCUUUUCAAGUCCAAGACAGGGAUUGUGACUUCUUUUAACUACGAGAAUAUGUUUUCUCCUCAAGAGGAACAAGAUUCUGUGAACUGUGCAUUGUUCACACAUAAGGGGGAGUACUUCCUGCUUGGCAUCGGGAGGAGAGUCGUUAUAUGGAAGAGCCCCAACCGGAAGAAUAACUACAGGUUGGUUAAAUACAACGACAUUUGCUAUCACUCGUUGAAUGUAACGUGGAUAGAUGUGUCAGAGGACGACCGUUUUUUUUUAACGUGUUCGUAUGACUUAACCAUUCGGAUCCACACUGUGGAGAAGAGGCGGAAGGUGCGGCCCACCGUUUUGGGGGGGAACAAGAGCAUCAUCGUGGCGGCGUUUUUUUCCAAGGGGGGGGACUUUAUCUUUAGUGUGAACAAGUCGGGCCUCAUUUUGGUCUGGUCGUACGAGGGGGUCAGCGAAGCGGCAGGUGAAGCAGUCAGCGAAGAGGUGGAUGAAACGGUCGGCGAGGUGAUCAGCGAAGUGACAGACGAACCGUCUGAAGAGCAGUCAUCUACAUUGCCCGUCCCCCAAAAGGCAUUCUUGCGCAGGUGGCGGCAGAAGAAGGUCUACUUCUGCAACCAGGAGAAGAACGAAGAGGUGACGAGCGUAUGUUUCAACCGGGAGCACUGUCUGGUGGUGAUCGCCUACUCAAGUGGGCGCUUUGGAAUCUACAACGCACCAGACAUGACCUCCCUCUACACGAUAAGCAUAAACGCCUGCACAAUAGACGACAUUACAAUAAGUAACGAUGGGCAGUGGAUAGCCCUUGCGGAGGCCAACAACGGUACGGUCAUAGUAUGGGAAUGGAAAAGCGAAAGUUAUAUUCUGAAGCAAAGUACCACUAGUAGGAAUGUCAUGUGUGUGAAAUUUUCACCCAUUAUUAGUCACCUCAAGAUAGGAAGUCACAUCGUAGAAACAGCAAAUGCCUACCAUGAGAGUGAAAACUUUACCAGUAAAUUUGUUAUAGUCACAGGGAGUGAAGACGGGACUGUUCGGUUGUACGAUUACGUGAGUUAUAUGAACUUUGUUACGUUCUCUGUUCACACAGAUGCAGUGACUGAUGUGUGUUUCCUUCCACAGGGGAAUGCGUUCGUGUCGUGUUCGCUGGACGGAACAGUGCGUGCGUUCGACUUGUUGCGGUAUCGGAACUUUAAGGUGUAUACGGCGUGUGGUCUGGAGGAGGAUGUCACAAGUGGUAGUGCUGCCUCAGCACAAUUGCAGGUGCAGUUCCUCUGUGUGAGUGUGAACCUAAGUGGGAACAUCGUGGCUGCGGGGGGUAGAGGCACCGAAUAUGUAGUCUACAUAUGGAACGUGCAGACAGCCAAGUGUAUCGAUAAGCUAUACGGGCACAACUCCCCAAUCAUUAAGGUUUGCUUCAGCACUAGUCUGAAGAAUGAAGGCGUAAUAGCAAGCUGCUCCUGGAGCAAGAAAGUGUUAGUUUGGGAUUUAUACGCACGAAGGAACAAGGGAAGUAAGUUCGACGAGAUGAUAAAUUCGCACGACGUUUCGUAUAUGUGUUUUGAUCCCAGAGGAAAUGACAUACUAGCUAUAUGCACCAUGAGUUGUAAGAUCCUUUUCUGGGAUGUGAAUUCGCAAGAAAUAAUUGGCACGGUGGAAGGAGCGAGGGACAUUAAGAGGGGCCGUUUCAUAGGACAGCAAUAUGCAUCCAUUCCGAUGGUGAAGAAGCGGAAGAAAAUUCUAAAUGGUAGUCACAACGGGAAUGCAAAAGAGGAUGACCCUGUGUAUGAAGACGAAUUAGAAGAUGAUGGGAUCAACUCAGUGGUGAACCAGAACUGCUACUUCACUGCAGUGGAUUAUAUACAAAACGGGAACUACCUAAUUGGUUGCGCUAAUUGUAGCGUCUCCUUAUACAUCUACGAUACGAACCUGUAUGUACUGAUGAGGAUAAUAGAUUUGACAACAAACUUUUGCGUGGAUGGGAUCAGGAGGGAAAUUUCAAGAAGGUACCUCACUCCGAACGGGACAAACAUUUGUGAGUUCGACCUCAGUGAUGAGGAGGGGGAUAUCUACACAGACAAGUACAGGGUCGUUAAUAGGAAGAAAAAGAACAACAUGCUUCCUGGAAGUAUGGAAGAACAUUGGAUGGUUAACAAAUUUAAGAAACACAAACUUACGUUGAAUCGGUUGAGCAUCUCGGGUGAUGACAGACACGUAGCCGUUGCGUCUAGUGGUGGUCUUUACGUUUUUACAAAGGACCACCAGUUUCAAUACGUCGUUCCGGUGCGGUUGUCUGGAAAGAACAUAACUUCGGUGGGAAACGUUACCUACAGUGGGUACCGUGGACUGGUGGCCCCCCUACUGUACCAACCGCAGUACCUAACAGAGCAUGUGAAUGUGCGUAAUUUAAAAAUCGCCGUGAGGAAGAAUGAAUACGUGAAGGCCUUCCUCCUAUGUCUAGCCCUAAAUAGCUACGAACACAUGGUGGAGGUGUAUGAGAAGACCCCCUACCACGUGGUGCCCCUGUGUGUGAAAAUCCUAACCAAGCCGUUUGUCUUUUUACUCAUUAAUUUUAUUAAGGUGUUGCUUCUUAACGAUACGAUGAAGCAUAUCCACCUGCACUUGUGUUAUUUGAAUGCCAUUUUUACCAGUCACUUUAGCGUUUUCGUGAAUACCGAAUUGGGGGGACAGUCUUCCCGGGGAGGAAGCACUAAGCAGCAGCAGGGCGGUGGAGCUAGGGCAGCUUCUCCCCACGGGGUUGAAGAUUACAGGAACGCGUUGCUCCUCAUCCUGAAGCAGCUCUUCACGGUGUACAACGGGCUGCAGCACCUCUACGGGGAUAACACCCACGUGCUGCGUUACCUCUGCGCGCAGGGGGUGUAA